AUGGAAAAUGUUUUGGGUGUUUGUGGCAUGUCUCAAAAAAAAAAAAGGUCGAUCUUCGGAGUUGAAUUCAAUGAUUUAAUACUCUUCCAACAGCUGAAUUCGCAGAAGGGUAAAAAAACAAGGAGAGAAAAAUCAAAAAGCCCUUUUGGUGAUACUGUCAGUCGUUUUCAUCAGCAGAAGAAGAUGAUACCUAAUGGAAAUGGAAACGGAAACACCGUUCUAAAUCAUCAUCAUCAUCAUCACCAUCAUCAGAUGAAGGUAAACGGUGUCGAUCAUCAUGAUCAUGAGGAAGAGGGUUUUAAGAAAGAAAUGAGGGAUUUGGCUGAAAUGUUGUCGAAAUUGAAUCCCAUGGCUGAAGAAUUCGUCCCCCCUUCACUCACCAACAACAAUUACACCGGAGCUCUAAUUCUUCCCCCAUCUGGUGCUACUGCUGCUCACUUCGGUUAUUCUGUCGUCAACGAUUUCCUCCUUCAAACUAACCAAACCCCUUUUCCCAACAUCAAUGGCGUUUCCACUAGAAGGAAGAAGGGUAACUUUACUCAUGGGAAACGAAGGAUGAAUAACAGAACCACCAUGGCACAACGAGAAGAUGUGAUUAGGAGAACUGUUCAUGUCUCUGACAUCGAUCAACAGGUAACUGAAGAACAACUUGCUGCUCUCUUUAUCACUUGUGGACAGGUUGUGGAUUGUCGUAUAUGUGGAGACCCUAAUUCUGUUCUUCGUUUCGCCUUUAUUGAGUUUACUAAUGAAGAAGGAGCAAGAAAUGCAUUGAAUCUUGCUGGAACUAUGCUUGGGUAUUACCCAGUUAGGGUUCUUCCUUCAAAAACUGCAAUUGCACCAGUGAAUCCCACUUUUUUACCUCGAUCUGAAGAUGAAAGGGAAAUGUGUGCUAGAACUAUCUAUUGUACUAACAUUGACAAGAAGGUUACUCAGGCAGAUGUUAAGCUCUUUUUCGAGUCAUUUUGUGGAGAGGUUUAUCGUUUGAGGUUGCUAGGAGACUAUCAUCAUUCAACUCGUAUCGCAUUUGUGGAGUUUGUUAUGGCAGAAAGUGCAAUUACAGCGCUCAACUGUAGUGGUGCAGUAUUGGGAUCACUGCCCAUAAGGGUGAGUCCUUCAAAGACUCCAGUUCGCCCACGUGCACCUCGCCCUACCAUGCACUAAAUAGUAAUUUCACAAAAUAUCUAAAAAUAUACGCGACAAGUGAACUUGGAGAUGAAAGUGUUAUAUGUUUCUUCUUCUUUUUAUGGUGUUUGUUUAAUGCAUUCGAGGUUCAAGUUACCUAUUUGAAAUGUAGAUUUAGAAAAAGUUUGAGACUAUUUUAUUUUCAGAUGUUUUUGGUAUGAAAUUGCUGUUUUUAACAAGUUAAAUUUGCUUGCUUUUUAUUAUUUCUGUGUUUCUUGGAUCACGUGGGACAAAAAUGGACACCCUUGGUUUUUUAAUUAAGUUUACAAAAAAGGAAACCAAUAGGGUAAACACAAAAUGACCAAAACGAAAAUUACAAUAUGUUCGUAAAUUUGAUAUGUUGUUUUGAUUCUUGACCCAGAAAUUUACAUACAAAAAUGUAAAUUUCUUAUAUUUGAUACGAUUGAUUUAGAUAUUGACAACCCAACUUGAUAACCAAAAAAUUUCGACCC
This is a messenger RNA of Lactuca saligna, 1634 nucleotides long. Lineage: Eukaryota; Viridiplantae; Streptophyta; Magnoliopsida; Asterales; Asteraceae. The record is from the annotation of a GenBank genome assembly.